Malassezia globosa CBS 7966 is the source of this 621-nucleotide messenger RNA. RefSeq lists its product as uncharacterized. The transcript has 3 exons. Lineage: Eukaryota; Fungi; Basidiomycota; Malasseziomycetes; Malasseziales; Malasseziaceae. Bases 1 to 621 code for a protein of 206 amino acids. The record is from RefSeq and is a predicted model, not a curated record. Gene Ontology annotation, molecular function: structural constituent of ribosome; mRNA binding; rRNA binding. Gene Ontology annotation, cellular component: cytosolic small ribosomal subunit; ribosome. Gene Ontology annotation, biological process: translation; ribosomal small subunit assembly.
AUGGCUAAGGUUGGAAUCCCUAAGGACGUUGCCGCUCUCGCUGUCCCAGAGACUGGCUCUGUUCGCCUUUUCGGCAAGUGGGACGCUCAAGAUGUUGAGGUCAAGGACAUUUCUCUGACGGAUUACAUUUCGCUCCGUAACAAUGUGUUCACGCCUCACACGGCUGGCCGUUACGCCGUGAAGCAGUUCCGCAAGGCUCAAAUGCCAAUUGUCGAGCGUCUUGUUAAUGCUCUCAUGUUCCACGGCCGCAACAAUGGCAAGAAGCUCAUGGCUGUCCGCAUUGUUGCCCACGCCUUCGAGAUCAUUCAUCUUCUUACUGACGCCAACCCUAUCCAGAUUCUCGUGGAUGCUAUCAUCAACACAGGCCCUCGCGAGGACUCGACCCGUAUCGGCUCGCAGGGUACUGUGCGCCGUCAGGCUGUUGAUGUGUCGCCCCUGCGCCGUGUGAACCAGUCGCUCUAUCUCCUCACCACGGGCACCCGUGAGUCGGCUUUCCGUAAUGUGAAGAGCAUUGCUGAGUGCUUGGCCGAUGAGUUGAUCAACGCCGCGAAGGGUUCGUCGAACUCGUUCGCCAUCAAGAAGAAGGAUGAGCUUGAGCGUGUCGCCAAGUCCAACCGUUAA